Messenger RNA from Chiloscyllium plagiosum (whitespotted bambooshark), 8630 nucleotides. The record is from RefSeq and is a predicted model, not a curated record. Lineage: Eukaryota; Metazoa; Chordata; Chondrichthyes; Orectolobiformes; Hemiscylliidae.
GAAAGCAAAAGGCCGUUUCCUUUUUAAAUGGUGCUGUCGGCGGUGUGCAGGGCGGGGUUUAGACGCUGUGUGCAGAUGCCAAACUGUGACUUGCUUUGACGAGGGGCUGCCAUAAGCCGGAAUAUCAGGGCAAAGACGGGGAGGGGGAAUCGUGACGCGAGGAGUCUGCAGCAGAAAGGGAAGGGAGAGACAGACACACACAUACACACAGGGAAAGAGAGAGAGAGCGCAGGGCUGCCGGGUUUUUUUUCUUCUCUCGUUCCCAUCACUCUCUCUCUCUCUGUAGCUGAACUGCCAGUAUCUCCCACAGCUACUGGGACAUCUCCAGCCGUUCAACCCCACUCGGAAUCGAUCUCGCCAUCGGAAGGGAUUUAACGGAGGGAAUCGGAUUUGACUUGUGUAUCUGUGCAUGUGUGCGUGUGAGAGUGAAGGUCUGUCCGGGACAAGUCCUGCAAGGUUGUCAGGGGUGAUUUGGCUUCUCUGUGGCUGGAGCAGAUACAAAAGCAUCAUGUGGCGCCUGUGGGUUACGCUAAUAGCAUCCAACAAGUGACAGUCAGGAUCGAUCUGCAUAUUCCUGUCCGCAGAGAGGAAUACCGGUGCAGUUUUUGCCCUGUGGAUGGUGGUUUUCUGUUGAACGACUCAGAGGAGUUUACAUCUUUGACUAUCUAGACAAACUGUUGGUCAGAUUUGUUUGUGCACACACACACACACACACACACACACACACAAGUGAAAGCUUCGCUGUGCAUUUUUCUCAUUGUCCGCUGCCUGUGCCUUUGGGAUGUGGACAAUCUUCUAAAACUGGGGAUCUGCCAGUAUUCGAGGGAUUGCUUUGAUCUAACUCAGCUGAUGACCUCUCAGACUUUGACCAGUGUGGAUUUAAACUACAUCUUGCUGUGAGCGGGGAAUUGUUUCUUUCUUAAAGAAAGAACCAUAAAUCAGAAACGAAAGCAGAAAUUGCUGGAAAAAGCUCAACAGGUCUGGCAACAUCUGUGGAGAGAAAUCAGAGUUAACAGGGGUGGAGUAAUCUAUUUUGUUUAGUCUGUUUGCUUUAUCCCUCCCCUGGCUGUGUGUGUGCAUUUAUAUCUGUGCUUCUGUUAACACAAUGUUAACCAUGGAUUCUUUCUGCUUGGUGCUGCUCCUGGGCCCCUUGGCUGGGAUCUGCCUGGGGCUGGAGUUCACAGGGAGCCCCGGUUUGUGGAGUCGCUUCUCGCGUUGGGAGGCUGGCAGUCGAAGUGACCUGAGUUUCCAGUUUAAGACCAAUCUGCCCGAAGCGCUUCUGCUGUACCUGGACGACGGCGGCUUCUGCGACUUCCUGCAACUGGCCAUCGCCGGCGGCCGGGUCCAGCUCAAGUACAGCAUCGAUUGCUACGAAGCCUCGGUGGAGAUGGACAGGAGGGUGGAUGAUGGCAAGUGGCACUUUCUGAUGGUCAGCCGCAACUUCCUCAGGACCGUGCUGGUCCUGGACGGGGACACACGGUCAGCCGAGGUCAAGCCCCAGCGGCAGUACAUGAAGGUGGCCAGCGACCUAUUCGUGGGUGGGGUCCCCCAGGACAUUCGAGAGACCACCUUGACUUCCGUCCUGGUGCAACGGGCACCCCCCUUCAAAGGAUUUAUCGAAGACUUGAAGUAUGGAGACUCUGCGCCAGUGCUGCUUGGGAGUCACUUAGUGAGACUGGACAAGGAAGGUAUUUGCACUGAGAAUCCUUGUGAAAACGGUGGAGUGUGCUCGUGGAUAGAAGGGGAGAUUACCUGUGACUGUACUAACACGAGCUAUAUGGGGCGGUACUGCACUGAAGAAGUCAACCGUGUGCCAGGUUUCUCGCAUCUGACGAUGGGCGAGCAAGGUAGAAGUAAAGCCAGGGAAGACAACUCUGCAACAUUCCGAGGAUCUGAGUACUUCUGUUACGACCUAUCCCAGAACCCUAUCCAGAGCAGCAGCGAUGAGAUCACUUUGUCCUUCAAGACCUGGCAGCGGAACGGACUGAUCCUGCACACAGGGAAGUCAGCUGACUAUGUAAACCUAGCACUGAAAGAUGGAGCAGUUUCACUAGUCAUUAACCUGGGAUCUGGCGCUUUUGAGGCGUUGGUUGAACCAGUAAAUGGGAAGUUCAAUGACAACGCCUGGCAUGAUGUCAAAGUGACACGCAAUCUGCGACAGCACUCAGGCAUUGGACACGCUAUGGUCACCAUUUCGGUGGAUGGCAUCCUCACUACCACAGGUUACACCCAAGAAGACUACACCAUGUUGGGAUCUGACGACUUUUUCUACGUCGGCGGAAGUCCGAGUACAGCAGAUCUGCCCGGAUCACCUGUCAGCAAUAACUUCAUGGGAUGCCUCAGAGAGGUUGUUUAUAAAAACAAUGACAUCAGGCUGGAGCUCUCACGCCUGGCGAGGAUCAAGGAUCCCAAGAUGAAGAUCCAUGGCGACGUUGUCUUCACAUGCGAGAACGUCGCCACCCUUGACCCCAUCUCGUUCGAGACACCGGAGGCAUACAUCAGCUUGCCAAAGUGGAACACCAAGAAGAUGGGCUCGAUUUCCUUUGAUUUCCGCACCUCGGAGCCCAGCGGCCUCAUUCUGUUCACUCACGGAAAGCCACAGGAGAGGAAAGACCUGAGGAGCCUGAAGAAAACCAAAGUGGACUUCUUCGCCGUUGAGCUCUUGGAUGGAAACCUGUUCUUGCUCCUGGAUAUGGGCUCCGGUGCGAUCAAAAUCAAAUCCACAACCAGGAAGGUGAACGACGGGGAAUGGUAUCACGUGGAUAUACAACGGGAUGGUAGAUCAGGCACGAUAUCUGUGAAUAGUCGACGUACCCCAUUCACAGCAAGUGGAGACAGUGAGAUUCUUGACCUGGAGGGGGACAUGUACCUUGGAGGCCUACCAGACAACAGAAUGGGGUCCAUCUUGCCCACAGAGCUGUGGACAGCCAUGCUCAACUAUGGCUAUGUUGGCUGCAUCAGGGACUUGUUCAUUGAUGGGAGGAGCAAAGAUAUCCGGCAGUUGGCUGAGGAACAGAACGCGGCUGGGGUCAAGCCAUCUUGCUUACGCCUGAGCACGAAGCAAUGUGACAGCAACCCUUGCAAGAACAAUGCAGUGUGCAGGGAAGGCUGGAACCGGUUCAUCUGUGAUUGCACAGGCAUGGGCUACUGGGGGAGAACAUGUGAAAGAGAGGCAUCCAUCCUGAGCUACGAUGGCAGCAUGUACCUGAAGAUAGUCAUGCCCUGGGUAAUGCACACGGAAGCUGAAGAUGUCUCUCUCCGAUUCAUGUCCCAGCGAGCUUACGGCUUGCUCGUGGCUACGACCUCGAGGGACUCAGCAGAUACACUGCGCUUGGAACUGGACGGAGGCCGUGUAAAGCUGACAGUCAACUUAGACUGUAUCAGGAUUAACUGUAACUCCAACUGGCGUGAGCAUUCAGGCAAAGGACCAGAGACCAUUUACGCUGGACAAAAGCUCAAUGACAAUGACUGGCACACCGUCCGAGUGAUCCGCCGAGGUAAAAACCUGAAGCUGAUGGUCGAUGAAGUCACCGCGGAAGGUCAAAUGCUUGGUGACCACACACGACUGGAAUUUCACAACAUCGAGACCGGGAUCAUGACGGAACGACGCUUCAUCUCCAUUGCUCCCUCCAGCUUCAUUGGGCACCUGCAGAGCUUGAUGUUUAAUGGAAUGAUGUACAUCGAUCUGUGCAAAAAUGGGGACAUUGAAUACUGUGAAAUAAACGCAAGGUUCGGCAUGAGAUCCAUUAUUGCAGAUCCCGUCACUUUCAAAACGAAGAACAGCUAUUUGACCUUGGCCACUCUGCAGGCGUACACAUCCAUGCAUCUCUUCUUCCAGUUCAAGACCACAUCUCCUGAUGGAUUCAUUCUCUUCAACAGUGGAGAUGGCAAUGACUUUAUCGCUGUGGAAUUAGUUAAAGGGUACAUCCACUAUGUGUUUGACCUGGGAAAUGGGCCAAAUGUUAUCAAAGGGAACUCUGAAAAGUCCCUGAGCGACAAUCAGUGGCACAAUGUGGUAAUUACUCGGGACAACAGCAACACACACACGCUCAAGGUGGAUGCUCGAUCUGUGACUCAGAUCAUCAAUGGUGCCAAAAACCUGGACCUGAAAGGUGUCCUAUACAUUGCUGGGCUGGCCCAAGGCAUGUACAGCAAUCUGCCGAAACUUGUCGCCUCCAGAGAUGGGUUUCAGGGUUGCUUGGCAUCUGUCGACCUCAAUGGAAGGCUGCCAGAUCUGAUUCACGAUGCGUUACAUCGGAGUGGGCAAAUAGAUCGUGGAUGUGAAGGUCCCAGCACAACCUGCCAAGAAGACUCAUGCAUGAACUAUGGGAUCUGCAUCCAACAGUGGGAGGGGUACACAUGUGACUGCUCCAUGACUUCAUACAGUGGCAGUCAGUGCAAUGACCCUGGUACUACAUACAUAUUUGGCCGAGGAGGCGGGGUCAUUACCUACACAUGGCCGGCCAACGACAGACCCAGCACAAGGACCGACCGCCUAGCUGUUGGAUUCAGCACAUCAGUGAAAGAUGCAAUCCUGGUGCGAGUGGAUAGCGCUCCUGGUCUGGGAGACUUCCUUCAGCUUCACAUAGAACAAGGCAAGAUCAGCGUUGUUUUCAACGUUGGUACAGAUGACAUUGUCAUCAAGGAGUCCAGCAACGUGGUGAAUGAUGGGAAUUACCACUUGGUACGUUUUACCAGGAAUGGGGGCAAUGCGACCCUGCAGGUGGAUAACUGGGCCGUGAAUGAAUUCUACCCGACAGGAAACAUUGAUAAUGAACGCCUGGCGAUUGCUAAAACGAAAAUCCCCAAAAAAUUCAGAGGAAUAGUAUUUGAUGAGUGGCUACAAGAGAAAGGCCGCAUGCUGACAAUCUUCAAUACGCAGGCUAUGAUUACAAUUGGGGGGAAGAAUAGGAGUCGUCCAUUCCAGGGACAAAUGUCUGGCCUUUACUACAAUGGCUUAAAGGUCCUUAACAUGGCAGCAGAGAGCCAUCCCAAUGUCAAGGUCAACGGAACCGUGAGGCUGGUGGGAGAGGUGGCCCCGGUGAUUGUCAACCAGCCAAUGGCGACCACAUUACCGGCUGAGAUGUCCACCACCAUCAUGGCGACAACCACAACAAUGGCGACUACCACAGCCAGGAAGGUCCGAGGAACAAUGAAGGUCAACCCGGUCACCGAUGACCUUAUUGUCUCCUCAGCUGAGUGUGCAAGUGACGAUGAGGACCUCGAUGAGUGCGAGCCCAGCUCAGGUGGGUUAGGAGGUGAAUUAGUUUUCCCUGUAGUGACAGAAGAGGCCUUAGCAAUCCCUCCUCUCGCCACUCGUGCACCCUUCAUCUCCCUCCUCCCUACCUUCCGUCCCCUUCUCACCAUUAUUGAGAACACCAAAGAUUCCCUGUCCAUGAUCCCUGAGGUGGGGUUACCUUGCCUGUCGGAGCAGGACCACGGUGAUUGUGAUGCUGGCUUGGUGAUAUCUGGUUAUGGCUCAGGGGAGGCACUUGACUCUAAUCUACCCCCUACUGAUGAUGAAGAUUUUCACACCACCUUGUCCUUGGUAACAGAUAAGACCUUGUCCACAUCGGCCUUUGAAGGUGGCUACAAAGCGCACGCACCCAAGUGGGAGUACAAGGACUUUAGACCUAGCAAAGCGUCUGAAUCCGGUAGGACUGCUACCACGGCCUCUCCCCCUGAGCUGCUCAGUUCCGCAGUCUCCGCGCCACCCGGAAAGUUGCCCAAAGUGCCCGCGGGCAAGUUGAACACGCGUGAGCAGAAGCCCUACCCCGGCUUGGUGUUGGUUCCCCUGCCCACCGCGUACGAGGUAGACAGUACAAAGCUGAAGAGUCCCCUAGUCACCUCACCCAUGUUCCGUAAUGUACCCACAGCCAACCCCACGGAGCCGGGAGUGCGCCGGGGCCCUGGGGCCUCAGAGGUGGUGCGGGAAUCCAGCAGCACGACCGGGAUGGUGGUGGGGAUUGUGGCGGCAGCAGCUCUCUGCAUCCUGAUCCUCCUCUAUGCCAUGUACAAGUACCGCAACAGAGAUGAAGGCUCCUACCGGGUGGACGAGACUCGCAAUUAUAUCAGCAACUCCGCACAGACCAACGGCUCUGUUGUCAAGGAGAAACAGCAGAGCGCUAAAGGCAGCAGUAAGAAGCACAAAAACAAGGAUAAAGAGUAUUAUGUGUAGAGCGGACAAAAGAAAACAAACUAACAAAAGAGGGGAAGGAGAAUUGAACAACAAUAUGACACAAAAAAGGAGACACAAUCAAAAAUAUAUAUUAUACAGAAAUAUAUAUAUAUAUAUGUGAAUUCUGACAGUGCAAAUCUGCCACUCAACUUAGAUUUUAAACACACAAUAAAUGAAAAGAUAAACUCUUUUGGGGAAAUGAAAGUACAAACUCCAAAUACAACUUGGAUAUGCACUGUGUCAAACAAAAAGACAAUGAACUUGCAGAGUGAUGCUGUACCUGCUUUAAGACAAUAAACACACACAGACACACACAUGCACACACACGGAGCUGUCACAGAGAGCAGAGUGUUGUAUUCUGGUGAAUGAACCUCCAGCUAGAGAAUACAUCCACGGCCUCCUCGGUUUUUAAUCCUGGAUGCGACUGUUAAGACUUUGUGACAUUUCACAUUUUCUCGAGAUUCUUCUUUUGAUCUGGUUGUAAAAGCUGUGUACUGAAUUUUGUCUUUUUAUUUUGAAAAAAAAACACCUUUUCUUGCUCUUUGCCGUGUGGAGCAUGUAAUUGCGACCUAUGUGUAGAUAGUGACCAGCUAAUUAUGUGGACCUUGGGAGAGAUGGAGUUAUGUGUGGGUUUGGGGGGGUGGAGGUGGAGGUUGGGAAAGAGGGGAGAUGUGGGGAUUGUUGGCUGUGUGUAUGUGUGUGUGUGUGCGCGUGUGUGCGUGUAUGUCUACGGUCAGAUUCUGUCUCCCCCCCCAAGCCUCCCCCACCAGCCCCACUCCCUCUAUUGCCUCCUCCUCCUCUUGGAAAACGGGACUUUUGGCCGUUCAACUUUGUAUCGUUUCUACAUCUCAAAUUGUGGUGUCCUCCUUAUGAUUUGCUGUCCGCAAUAAAAGUUGUACUUAGGUAUAUGAACAUUGAACAAACAAGAGACAGAUGAAGAACAGAGACAAAAGCGGGAGACAUACACAGAUCAAACAGGUCUGUGCCAAUCUUCAACUGAGGUGACCACCUUGCUGUUUAAGAGCUGUUAAUUGUACAACAUAUUACUCUUAGACUGUGCUAGUUAGAAAACAGCUAAUUAAAAACCAUAGCUGUGGUUCUGAGUUUCAGUAAAUGACUGUGGUGCAUGCACAUUCAAAAGAAAAAAUAAAAUUAACCACAUCAUAUACAAUAUGGUGUUCAGUUUUGAUGAGAAAGAAGUAUGUUCGCUGGCCAAACGUAACAUGAUGAGUUUUAAUUUUAUUGAUUUAGUUUGGUUAAUGUGUGCUUUAUCUGUCUGUCUGUCUCUCUCUCUCUCUCCUUCUCUCUGUCAUCACUUUUACUGGAUUUCAAGGGGAAAUGCUGUUUAAGGUCACUCAAGCAUUCAUCCUAAUUAUAUAUAAAUAUAUAUUUAAAAAAAUACAAACCUGAAAGGUAUGCAUUUUCAAAUCAUUCAAAUCAUCACAACUGUGUCAAGGAAUAAAAACACAAUUUGUUUACAUAAUUUUAUUACAUUAUUAUAUAGCUGUGUACUUUGUAGUUAGAACUGUUGUACAUACAUUUUCAGUUUAAACUUUUUGGGUAUUUGUAUAGCUCCAAACUUUUGCAAAGUUUUUUUUUGCAAUAACUUUCCCGUGGAGACCUGAGGGUGAAUGUGGUUUAGAUGAGAACCCUGGUGCAAAGGUGUAAUGUUUUUUUUUUAUUUUGUAAAGAAGCUGACACAAUUGUUAUCAUCUAGGUAUAGAAUUUCUGCUCUGUCUCCCUCUCUGUCUCUCUCCCCGCCCCCUCCCCACCUUCGCUAGUAUUUCUAAGUCGCAUGAAUAUUUUCUCUUUAGAAACAGUGGUCAUCAUUAAAUACAUGGUUAGCAUUCUCGAUCCACCUGGGGUUUCUUUUGCUAUACAUUGUUUGUCGAGUGCGACUCUACUUUCACACAAAGUGCGGGUGAGUUCUGUAGGGUAUCCAAGCACUUGUUGGUCAACUUAAUAAAUAUAUAAAAGAAACACAAAAAUAUUUAUACCUCAAUGUCUAUUGUUAACGAUUGUGCUGUGGAUUUGCUUCUUGGUAUUUACUUCACUCUUUUUUACCGUGAAAACCUGGACUUGGAAAAUCUGUAUGUGGGCUUUAUAUCAUAUUUUAUAUUAUUUUUGUUCCACAUCAAUGUGAAAAUUUUGAUUGGGUUUUUUGAGUUAAUGUGAUGUUUCUUCAUACAUCUCUCAUCUUCUUUGCUUUUGUUGUAUUUCUGUUAUAUAAACAAUAUGCUUAGCAAUAAAAUGUUCUUCUCAAAGCUGAUGAAUGUUGAUCUACCUUUUCCUCUGGAGUCAGAAGCUGUUUUUCAACAUUCAGAACCUCUUCUGGCAAAACAUUACCAAUCAAACGUUCUUUAUUCCCUUCCUCCCCUAUAAUCAUUGGCGAUCUCUACAGUGGCAACACAAGCUGAGCAUCAUUGGGCACUUAGCUACAAAAUCAUAGGCA